AUGCAAAAAUUGAGAUUUAAACAACGCAAGAAUCCUUUCAAUUGGUUGUCGCAUACACCAUUAUCUUAUAAUCCUCAGUUCAGAAACCCGCUAACUAGCGCUGACCGAAUUAUUCUUUUAAAUAAAAUAUUAGAAAAUAUCAGAUAUGGACCUGAAUUGCAUGAUAAAGGCUUAUCAAAUUUAAUUAAAUCGAACCUUGUUGCCGAUUCAUAUCCACUCCACGAUGCACCUCUUUCAUUGAAAUUGGAAGAUAUUAAUUUACCUGAUGAUGGAACGCAAGUUUCUAAUACCUAUAGUGAGAGAGAACUUUUACAUCGUUAUUGGGCCAAUUACAAAAUGUGGAAUAAAGAAAUUCCCGUGGAUCUAAUUGAGGGUUAUUUUGGAAGUGAAGUAGCUUUUUAUUUCGCCUGGUUACAGUAUUUUACCAUUAUGCUGACUCCAGUUGCAAUUUUAGGAGUAUUUGUAGUUAUUGUGAGCUCUAUUCUUGUUUAUACUCAAUAUAAUUACAGAGUUAAUGAAAUCUGCGAAUCCAAUAAUACAUACUUGUGCCCAGAUUGUUUGAAUCCGUCUCUUUGUGUAUAUAGACCUAUAAACUUUUAUUGCGCAAUGGCUAAAUGGACGUAUGCUUUCGACAACUAUCUAACAAUAACAUUAGCGAUUUUAAUGGCGUUUUGGGCUACAGUAUUUUUAAAUUUUUGGAGAAGAAAAACACACGUUUUAAAACUUAGAUGGGGAAUUAGGUCAGAAGAUCCGGCACUGGAUAUAAGAAAAGAGUAUGCUGCCAGUACUAAUAUGAGAAAAUUCAAUAACGUCUCAGGAAUAGUUGAACCAUUUGUACCCUUUUACAAAAAAUUACCAAAACUAGUUUUUGUGUUCUUAGUGUGUACGUUUUUUAUAUUCUUGGAUAUUUUCGUCAUAUUCGUAAUUUUGUACGUCAGAAUGUGGACGAGAAUUUACGUGGUGAGAAGUGACAUACCUUUUUUUAUGUACAAUAAGAAAGCUGUGGUUCUAGCAACUUCAUGUGUAGUUCAAAUAACUUUAAUCAAUUUAUUUUCUGCCACGUAUAAGUCAUUAUCGGAAUGGUUGACUAAGAUUGAGAAUCCAAGAACACAAAAAGAUUUCGACAAUUCUGUGCUUUAUAAAUUAUAUUUUCUAGCAUUUGCUAAUAAUUAUACUGUUGUGUUCUAUACAGCUUUCGUGAAAGGAAUUUUCUAUUCAAACCCGCGUCACAGUACCAACGUGUUACAAAAGGACAGUUGCCAACCGUUAUCUUGUAUCAUAGAUUUGACGACACAAUUAUUUUUCUUGAUGUUAUUUAGAAGACCCAUGGGGCAUUCGUUGAAACUUAUUUUUACAGUUAUUAAUAAAAGUUUGAGAAAAAGAUGUUUUCAUACUGAAUUUGAAAACUUACCACAGUAUGAAGAAGAAUAUUUAUUAGAACGGACGAAUAAAUAUUUUUUGAUGUCUAAUUAUAAUGAAUUAAUUAUUCAGUAUGGUUUCAUAACAUUUUUUGUGGCGGGAUUACCAUUAACCCCAUUGUAUGCUUUAUUGAGUAAUAUCCUACAAAUGCGACAGGAUGCUUACAAAUUGGUAAAAAACUGUAGAAGACCUAUUCCGAAAGUGGUUGCUGGAAUUGGUGCUUGGGAUGGGAUUUUAUUAGGACUAACGUAUCUCAGUAUUACAACCAAUGCUUUUGUAUUGGCGUUUACAAGUCAGUUUGUGGAACGAGAGGUUUAUAAGCAAACUCACAAUAGUUUGAAAGGAUUUGUCAAUUAUACUUUAUCAGAAUUCAAAACAAAAGACAAUAAAGAGUACGAUAUCAUUGGGAAUAAGAAAAGUAUAUGUUACUACCUUGGAAUGAGAUAUCCGCCGGGUCAUGAUCAAGAAUAUGAGCUAACAGGUGAAUAUUGGACAAAUUUUACAUGGAAAUUAGUAUUUCUCAUCAUUUUCGAACAUUUAGUAUUUACAUCCAAUACUCUUUUGUCAUACUUCAUUAAAAAUGUACCUACUUCUGUAACAGAGCAUUUGGCAUAUGAAAGGCAAACUAAAAGGGAAGCGUUAGUCAAGUUACCAUUGGAUCAGUCUAAAUAUAUGGCGAUGUCACAAAACAAUCCUGACAGCGACAUUGAAUUAUCAUAUUGA
Diorhabda sublineata is the source of this 2142-nucleotide messenger RNA. Its product is annotated as anoctamin-3-like. NCBI's taxonomy places the organism in Eukaryota, Metazoa, Arthropoda, Insecta, Coleoptera, Chrysomelidae. Gene Ontology annotation, molecular function: chloride channel activity; protein dimerization activity. The transcript has a single exon. Bases 1 to 2142 code for a protein of 713 amino acids. The record is from RefSeq and is a predicted model, not a curated record. Gene Ontology annotation, cellular component: plasma membrane. Gene Ontology annotation, biological process: chloride transmembrane transport.